This is a messenger RNA of Archocentrus centrarchus (flier cichlid), 2041 nucleotides long. RefSeq lists its product as uncharacterized. Gene Ontology annotation, molecular function: protein binding. NCBI's taxonomy places the organism in Eukaryota, Metazoa, Chordata, Actinopteri, Cichliformes, Cichlidae. Bases 682 to 1989 code for a protein of 435 amino acids. The transcript has 16 exons. The record is from RefSeq and is a predicted model, not a curated record.
GCCGCCAAACAGCUUCACCGAAGAGAGAGAACCUCACAGGGGUUAUUUCUAUUUCUUUCUUUUUUAAUGAUUAAUUUACGCUGUUUUGGCCGUGAAUUAAUCUGUUCAUUUUUUAUUUAAAUAAGACAGCCGGUAUAUUUGACUGAUGACCGCAAUCUUGAUUUAAAAAAAAGGCAGACGGUACUCUACUCGAGCCUACCAUUCCUCGUUACCGCCCUGAUACCAGCUUUGCCAUACUUUAAAUAGGAGUAAAACAAGUGAGUCGCUUAUUUAGUUACGUAUUCGGAUACGAGCCGGGAUAAUUAACAUUAUGCCCAUAUAAAAUGGGCUAAGCUAUUAAAAUUUAGAUAAGUAUCAGCUACUGAAAUGAGUGGUUGUAAGGCGGAGUCCCUGAAGGCAGCACGACAUGUUUACUGUCAGUCAGUGCUGAGGUGUGUGUGUGUGUUAUUUCAGGCACUUGUGUUUGCAGGUUGAAUAUUUCUUCGCUUCGUUGGUUUAUCUGAUAUAAUAAAUUAAUGACCCCGCAUUUCGCCCGUCCUCGCUCACGGUCUCGGGCAGGUAUGUCAGCUACACGGAAGUGUGUUUACAGCGCGCGUCCCCAGCGCGUGCUUAAAUGACAGGAGGCUGGCAGUGGCGCGUCUCAGAUCGAGGACAGGCUCUGCUCACAGCUGGCGGAUCAGCAUGGCACCCAAAGACCCUCUCCUCGGCUCCCUCAAAGUGUGUGUCCUGAACCUGCAGUCAGAUGGAGAGACCCUGACAGAUUCUAACCCUCACCUCGCCUCCUGCUGUGAGCUGCUGGAGCUGGUCCUCAGGAAGGGGCUCCAGCAGCCAGUUCUCAGUCUGGUGCACAGAGAUUACUGGCACUGUUUUGAACAGCUUCCUCACCAAGAUACCUGUGGCAGUCUGUCUGCUCUGUCCUUAGCGGUUGAGCAGACCAGAGUUUGCAGGAAGCUGCUCUCAGCUCAGGGCCGAGGCCGCUACCUGCUCAGGCUGGCCCUCAGCCGCAAGGUCCUGCCGCAGUUCUUCACGCACCUGCUGCACACAGCCAGACUCCUGGAGUGGUACAGCCCAGAUUUAUCCAUUCUCAGGAAUGAGGAAUUUAUGGAACCUUUCCUGUCGCUGCUGUUGGUCCUCUCACACAUGGACUUCAAACUGGACAUGGAGAAUUGCAGUUUUCUGGAUGAGAGCUGGCUCCUUCCGGUGUGUGAGAUGUAUGAAGUCGUGCCCUGCCGGGAGCUGGGGUUGGUUCUAAGGUAUCUCAGUGGGCGCGUCUUCGUCCUCGACCUGAUGCCCGGCAGUCAGGCUGACGUUGACAGGUUCGUCUGUCCCGGUGACAUAAUCGAUGAGAUCAACGGGACUUCGCUGAGGAAUUCCAAAAGUGGACAUGCAGGUGUAGUUCUGUCUCGGUUUAAGGGCUGCCCUUUGUCCAUCCGCAUUAUACGAUGGAGGGCCCAUGAUGGAACCGUGUAUAGACCCCUUAUCAAAUUCCUGCGGGCGCUGAGGACAGAAAACCCCACCUUGCACUUGGGUCCUGCUCCCUCCCUGCAGACAGCCAGUAAAGACCAGAAGCCCCCGCCAUCACAGUGUCUCAAAGAGGGAAGGAUUGUGUACAUAGUGCAGUUCCUGGGAAAGGCAAACAUUGGAAUGUUUGGAGGAAAGGAAGUGCUGCAGCAUGCGAUUCCACAGGUGUUGCAGAAAAACCUACCUAGCAAGGAAGUGCUUUUAGAUUUGAAGGAAACACAUUUGACGUGCACAGACAGAAACAGUAAAUUGGAGUUGUUUGAGCACCAUUAUCCAGAGAUUUCAUGUGUAGGGAGAUAUGCACAGCCAGACUACACAGUAUUUGCCUUCUGUGUGGCAGACUCCCCAGAAACCCCUCAGUCCACAGGCUUCUGCUGUGUGGCGCUUCGAGCGAGCAGCAUCAAGGAGUGUGAAGACAUCGUCUGCCGAAUCGCCACCGGGUUCAAGCAUACUGAAUGGUUUGUAUGACAAAACCAGCUGUGACCAGCCGUGUGUUGUAAAUAAAAGAUGUGUAGUGACC